GAUUAUGCACGAUUUAUUCAAGGGAUAAUUGCGAAAAAAGAAGAACAUGGACCAAUGACAAAAGAGAUUUAUGUGGCCAUAAAGGAGCUUUGGGCUGAUAAAGGCGUACAGGUGGCGUUUGCACGCAAGGAUGAAUACUACCUUAACGAUUCAGCAAGAUAUUUUCUGGAUUCAUUGGACCGCAUUUACGACCCUAAAUAUGUACCUACUGAACAAGACAUUCUUCACACUCGAGUCUCAACGAUGGGUGUUAUUGAGGUGACGUUCACGAUGAAGAAUAAAGUGUGGCGGUAUGUUUACACAUAUAUUUAUGGUAUCCUUUAA
Anisakis simplex (herring worm) is the source of this 324-nucleotide messenger RNA. The record is from the annotation of a GenBank genome assembly. Lineage: Eukaryota; Metazoa; Nematoda; Chromadorea; Rhabditida; Anisakidae.